Messenger RNA from Penicillium alfredii, 507 nucleotides. RefSeq lists its product as uncharacterized. Lineage: Eukaryota; Fungi; Ascomycota; Eurotiomycetes; Eurotiales; Aspergillaceae. The transcript has a single exon. The record is from RefSeq and is a predicted model, not a curated record. The coding region runs from base 1 to 507 and encodes 168 amino acids.
AUGGGUUGGUUUGACGGACGCUCCUCGUCAUCCUCGUAUUACUACGUGCGCCGCCGUUCACCCACCCGCAAAUCCGGCUACUCAACCCACCAUCCCCGACACUCGGCCUCGUCCAUCUUCAGUCUUGGGGGUCGGGGAGGUGGAGGUGGAGGCCGAUCCAGUCCUUCGGUCUUCUCUUCCUUCUCUUCCUCCUCCCGCCGAGCUCGGCCUCGCGAGGGCUUUGUACAGCGCUUGAUCCGCUCCAUCAAGCGUCUGUUCCGUGACAUCUACCGCUACGCUCGAGAGCACCCCAUCAAAGUGUUCAUGCUCGUCAUCCUGCCGCUCUUAACCAGUGGGGUUCUGCCCAAGUUGCUCGCCAUGGUGGGACUGCGUCUGCCCCCAGGGGUUCUCCAUGCCCUCGGUGGAAGCGCCCCGAGCACCGGCCGCGGCGGGUUCGGGGACAUGGAUGGCAAGGGGCUGUCGGAUAGUGUCAAUGGCUUGGUGGGCUUGGCCAAGAUGUUCGCCUAA